Molecule: messenger RNA, 6129 nt
Organism: Psilocybe cubensis
Lineage: Eukaryota; Fungi; Basidiomycota; Agaricomycetes; Agaricales; Agrocybaceae
Exons: 9
Coding region: 1-6129 (2042 amino acids)
Biological process (GO): mitotic spindle organization; microtubule-based movement
Molecular function (GO): microtubule binding; microtubule motor activity; ATP binding
Source: RefSeq, a predicted model, not a curated record
AUGCCGUCCACCUUGAUUUGUGAAGGGGGAGAGAAACUUGAGGAUGAGAAGAGCAGCCAUGGCCCCCUCGAGCUCGUCGUCCCCAGCGGCGACCUCGGUACAACUCUUCGUAUUCGCCCACCCACCACACAAGACUCUACUUCUAUUCCCGCUCGUUUCCAACGCUCAGUAAUACAGGCCACUUCUUCAACAUCUAUCUCUAUAGAAUCGCCAUCUAGCGCUUUAGCAGGCUCUGGCGCACCUUCUGCACCUACUGUUUCAGGAGCGUCCGGUUCUAAAAAGCAGGUGUUCACCUUCGACCAAGUGCAUCCCCCUCCAACCACGCAGUAUGAACUAUUCGAGUCCACCGCGAGACCCCUUGUAUCCCGCUUUGUUGAGGGAUUUAACUGCACUAUCCUUGCUUAUGGCCAAACAAGUAGUGGUAAAACGUUUACCAUGACCGGGGUCGACCUCGACCUCGACCCAACAGAUCCUAACAACGGCAUGGGUAUCAUCCCAAGGGCCGUUUCCUCUAUAUUUGCUUCUGCAAGACAGCUUAAAGAGGAGCGAGGAAAUACUUGGACCUACAACCUAAAGGGUUCCUUUAUUGAAAUUUAUAACGAAGAUUUGAUUGAUUUGUUGAGCCUGGACGACCCAACGGGAGCAAAGCGAGAGGUCCAGAUAAGAGAGGACAAAGAAGGUCAUAUCAUCUGGGGAGGGCUUCGCGAGGUGAACGUCAGAAAUCCCAAUGAAGUUAUGGGUCUACUGAAGAAAGGAACUUCCAUUCGGCGAACCAACGAGACAGACAUGAACGCACAAUCAUCUCGGUCUCACGCCAUUUUUUCUCUCACUUUAACCCAAAAGAAGUAUUCAGGUUCUGGCCCACCCCCGAGGUCUUCAUCUCCUCUUCCUCCGGGUGGUCGCUCACCGUCGAGGCUAGCCCGUCCUGGUUCCAUGUACGCUGGUGGUCCUUCUCCUUCCGCUAACAGAGUUGCGUCUCCCACUUUAGGCCGUCCGUCGACCCCGAGUUUCGCAUCAGCCAUGGGCAGAGGCAUUGGUCUUCGGCCAGCUAGUGCUCUGGGUCAUUUGGGUGAUCGAUCAAAUACCGCUGCUAAUGAGGAGGAAUCGGGCGAAUGGGUUACAAUUGUGUCGAAGUUCCAUUUCGUCGACCUUGCUGGUUCUGAACGGCUCAAACGCACGGCUGCUGCAGGAGAACGGAUCAAAGAGGGAAUAUCCAUUAAUAGUGGCUUGCUCGCCCUUGGAAACGUUAUCUCUGCUUUGGGCGAUCCGGCGCGCGCGAAGUCCAACACUGCGAGUCAUGUUCCAUAUCGUGAUUCCAAGUUGACUCGCCUCCUACAAGACUCCCUUGGAGGCAAUGCUCAUACUCUCAUGAUCGCGUGUGUUAGUCCUGCCGAAUGGAACGCAGGAGAGACCAUCAACACCCUGAAAUAUGCCAAUCGUGCGCGCAAUAUCAAGAAUCGCGCCACUGUCAAUGAAAAAGAGGAUGGAUGGGACGACAUUGAAUGGUUACAAGGCACGGUUUCGCGUCUUCGCAAAGAGUUGAAAGCCAUCAAGGACGGUGGUGCGCUUUCGACGGCCGAUAAAGAACCAGAGGCACUUGAAGGCGCGGGAAAGAAAGUACUGGCUCAAAUGUAUGAGCUACAGAGCAAUUACGAAGACCUUCGCGAGAAGUAUGUCGACCGGACUGAGGAACUUACGCGCCUGAGGAGAGAACUAGGCGAAAAACACAGAAACAGUACAUCUGGUGCCGUAGGUGGAACCGGGAAAUAUGAAGAGAUCGUGGGCCCUGUAAUUGAAGAGUAUGAGAAGACGAUUAGUGCCAUGGAAGCAGAGCUCAGCCUCAACAGAGCCGCUCUCAGGCAUACAAAUGAGAUGGUAGAAGAAAGGGAGGAAGAGUUAGCGGCCAUCACGGAGCGGCAUGCGGCUACUGAGUUAUAUGUAGAGGAACUGAGAGCCAGGGUUUCUAAGCUCACUGAAAGAGAAGCAUCGACAGAGGCUUAUGUGCGUGAUUUGGAGGAAAGAAUGAAGACAUAUGAUGACACAUCGGUGUCCUCCAGCGAAUCCAUGUCUGAUCUCAAACGGGAAGUGACCCGCUUCAAAGAAGCUGAAGCGCAUUCUAGCAAAUACAUAGCAGACCUAGAGGCUCGAUUAUCUCGAUCCGACGAGUCGAUCCUUGCUCUCCAGAAAACCGUUGAAGGUCUGGAGAAAGAAUGCGAUCGGCGACGUGAAGAGGCUGAGACUUUGCAAGCACGUUUGGAUGCCUUUAGGCAGGACGGGGACAAUUGGCGCUCAGACCUUGAAGCCAGGGAGUUGCGACUCAAGCAACUAGAAUUGAAGAUGAAGGAAUGGGAACAGAGGAAGAGGGAGGCAGGCGAGACCCGGAUUCGUCUGGGAGAAGUUGUUGGUGAAGUUGAGCAGGCUCGAAGAAGCCUAGAAGUCGACCUCGCAAACGCCCCUCCAACUCCUGUUUCUCCUACAGAGACAUCACCGGACUCUGACCCUUCCUCUCCGAAUGGCAUAGAGAAUGAUACUGCCGCUACAUCUCCAUCGACUGACUUGGAGAACCAACUUCUUAUCCUGCAGCAAACUCAUACAGCGACCCUCGCCGACCUGUCCUCCAUUACAGUCAAGUACCGUGAUGCAUUGAGGGAAAUAUCAGACCUGGCCGCCCAAAUCCAAGAAGCCAAGCUGAAUAGUUCCAGCGUCGCAGAACCCGUUACAGAAUCACCGGCCUCCGACAAACCUCUCCAAGAUACGUCACCUUAUAGACGAAGGUUUGUUGGAACAAGGGGACGUGAUCCUCCAGAUACUCAACUAAAUUCUUCUGGUCGACGGCUUUUUUUCCGGCAAGCGGCCUCGGCGGAAUCGCUCCACGCGAGGUCGCUUUCGCAAUCACAAUCGCUAUCGCAGGAGCUAUCCUCGGCGCAUUUGCGCAAGGCUUCAUUUUCAAGCCACGGAACGAGUAGCUCACAUUCACCAUCCAACUCUCACUCUCUUUCUGUGUCAAACCUUCAGUCGAUAAAUCUUCGUCCCAGUCUUUCCAUUUCCAUGCCUAGUCUUUCCACUCAGAAUGAGCGAUCGGUCUCAUCAUUAGAAAAGGAAAUAAUGCGACUUCAGGAGGUUCUUAAGGAACGCGAAGCGGAGAUCACUUUGCUUGAAGAAUCUCUCAAAGAAAUCCAACAGGCAGAGAAACCAAUUGCUGAGGUGGCAGGAGAAUCUCAAAGUGCCGCCGAAUUGAAUGGGAUAAAUCCUGCCUUUACUUUGUCUCCAAAGACCUUGAACCGCUUCGAUCACAUUCGGAAGACAAUGGAAAGUGUGCAUGCCCAUGACGGUCUGAACGAAGCUGGAACUUCUGAGGGCGAUUCUCUAGAAAGGUUGAAUGAACUCAUGUUGUCAAUGGCUGCGAAAGAGUCUAGCCAUCGUGAUACGGUCGAAGCACUGAAUGCCGAACUUGCUCUUACCCGACGUCAAUUGGACGAUUUGACAACACUGAACCGGGACCAGACUUUGAACAUGUCUACAGAAAUUGAAUCCCUUCACAAAAAUCAUAGUCACGAUCUCGCCCUAUUGGAAGAAGUUCGCAAACGCGAGACCGAACUGCUCGAGUCCCUCAAAGAAGUCGAAGCCGCUCAUAAGGCCGAGAUUGAUCUGCUUCGAACUGCGCAUGAAGAUGCCAUGAAAGCCAAAGCUCAAGAAAUGGAGGAAUUGACGACUGCAAUGAAACAUGAGCAUGAGUCGUCUGUAACAACCCUUCGUGACGAGCUGGAAGGGGUCAAACUUUCCCUUGAAAAGGCUAGAGAAGAACAUACCAUCUCUUUUGGCAAACUCAAGGCAGAGCAUGAGAAGGAACUUCAAUCAAAACUUCAGGAGGCAGACGAUAUGCUAGAGAAGACGCGUGCGGAUCACGAAAAAGUUUUGGCCAAAGUUCAUGCUGACCAUGCAGCAGCUCUUCGUCAAAAGGACGAGGAAGCCGCAGCGGCAUUGCAGUCAACAGAAGAAGAGUACUACAAUGCUCUCACCAAACUGCGUGGCGACCAGGUUGAAGCUAUCAAAACCGUGGCCGCUGAAACCAAUGCAACGAUUGAACGACUUCGCGAAGAGCACGCCGGAGAACUGCGUAUGGCAGAAAUUGCGAAAGAAGGGUCUAUUUCUCAAAGUGAAUCAGAUCGCGCCUUAGCGUUGAGGACGCUUCAAGAGGAACAUGUUGCUGCUAUUGCGAGGAAGGAGGCUGCUUUCGCCGAAGAGAUCGAAUGUCUCAAUGCUGGCUUUCUGCGAACUUCCAAGGCCAAAGACGAUGAUCAUUCCCUCCAGAUGGAUCGGAUCAAGUUGGAGCACGAGACAUCUCUUUCCAAGUUAAAGAGUGACUGGCGAACUGAAGUUGAACGUUUGGAGGCAAGUUUGGUCUCAGAGCGGGAUGAACAUGCUGCUAUCAUUCACAAGCUUCGGCAAGAGAACGAGGCUGCCAUACAGGCUGUGCAGGAGCAACAGGCUACAAUCUUGCAAGAAAUCGAACGGAGCUAUCAAGAGGAAACUUUGGCUCUGCAGGCGAAACACGAUCAACGUGUCAAGGAGUUUAGCCUAGAGUUAGAACAAAGUCGCGAAGCAUUAUCUCAAUCUCAUGCGAGCAAAGUCGCCGAGCUUGAGACCAAUCACGAUCAGGAGCUUUCUAAACUUGUUGCCGAACUAACUCUCGCAAAAGAACGCCUUCAGAGCGCAGAGGAAGAGCUUCAGUCGCAUAGUGAACGUGCGCAGCUGGAUGACCAACGUCGAAAGGACGUCUUGGAGUCGCAUGCGAAAGAACUCUCGGAGAUGGAAUUUAUUCAUCGACAAGAAGUAUCUAAACUUGAGUCAAGUAUGGCUGCUCUUCGACAAGCUCAUCAGCAAGAUAUCGAAACACUUCAGUCUGAUCACAAAAACGCACUUCAGCAACAACAGGAUCAGCUUGGUGCUAUGACUGCCGAACUACAGAAGAAGCAUGCGGAGGAGCGAGACGCAUUCAGCAGGGAACGCGACAUGUUGGUUGAGGAAAUCGAGGCACACAAGGUUGCAGCGGACGAAUUCACUUUGUUGCGUGAGCAGAACCGACAAACUCACGAAGAGGAGGUAGUGGCUAAAGAUAAAGAAAUUGCGUCUCUUAAAGCAAGUCUUACUUCUAUCGGUGGAGAGCGUGAUGAACUGGAGAGCGAGGUUGCAAAACUACGUGCCGAACUCAAUAAAACUCGUAGCGAGCAAUCCAAACUCAUCCAAGAAGCUUCCAAACGCGAGUCGCUCGUAGUGGAGCUCGACCGCCAUCGCUCUGUUCUAGCUGAUUUACAGGAGAACUUGCAAAAGGUGAAGGAUGAAAAGGAUGUUAUUCAGACGGAGAAAAAUAAGUCUGAUGCCAUGGUACGCGAUCUACAAGCUCAACUGGCACGUAGUGCCUCUCCGCCCAAUGUACGCUCGUCGGAGCGAAAUAUCGGCUUCCAGCGCGGUACAAAUCUUCCUGCUAUCAAACUACCUCCUCCUACACCUCCCCCAUCAGUCCCACCUCCACCCGCUCCCCGAUCUGCGACCGCAACAAUGCAUCACUUAAAUGGUGAUUCCAAUCUGAGCACCUCGUCGCAGAGUUCUGCUUUCAACUCCUCAGUGUCCUCAAGAGAAUCUCAACCAGAAUCACCAUCAACUUCAGUUGGUCACGUCCCACUAAACGGUAUUUCACAGUUGGAUCCAAAGACCAGCCAAAAGAUCGAACAACAGUCGAAGUUGAUCGAAGAACAAGAGGCUAUGAUCAAAACUCUGAAUAAGCAGUUAACGCAUUGUGAAACCGACUUACAGACCCAUAUGGACCUUGUUACAACCUUGGAGACAUCUCUCGGGGAUUCUGAGAAGAAUUUACGCAAGGCACGUAUGCAGGCAACAGAACUUGCCAGAGAGCGGGAUACUCUGAACCUCAAACUCGAAGCGAUGCGAAACGAACUAUCGGAAGCCAAGCGAGAGGUGGUGACUGUCCGCCGAUCUAUUGUCGAGGAGAAACAAUCACUCGAACAACGUCUCGACGAAGAACGCAAAGCCAAAGAACGGGCUCGUCAACAACUGGACUCUCGCAUGGAGGAAUUGCAGAAACGGAAGUCAAAAUUUGCAUGCCUAUAA